AUGUCUGUGGCAAUGGACAGAGCUAUGAUGGCUCUAAAUUUGGAGGAAGACGAUGUUCCUUUCAAGAUGCCGAACCUUCCUGGUAUUAGCUCGGCUGAGGAGAACAAGCUGAGUUUGAUGGGGAGACUGUUGAACCCGGAAUGUCAAAAGAUGUCAACUUUGAUCUACAAGAUGCCAAGAAAAUGGCAAAAAGAAGGAAGGAUCCGGGGAAUCGCCUUGUCGGAAGAGCGUUUCCAGUUUAUCUUUCAAAAUGAGCAUGAUCUUAUGGAUGUUUUGGAAAAGGGUGUCCAGACGUUCAAUGAAUGGGUCAUAGUGAUGGAACGUUGGGUUGAGAAUCCGCCUGAGGAUUAUCUGCAGUACGUUAAUUUGUGGGUUCAAAUAAGCAAGAUACCGGUGAACUAUUACACAGAGGUGGCUCUUACGGCUCUGGGUGAUAUCGUGGGUAAAACCAUCGUGGUUGCCUUUGAUCCGUCGAAGCCGAUUACUCAACCUUUUGUGAGGGUGCAAGUCAAGUUCAAUGUAGCAAAUCCUCUGAGAAUGGCAAAAACUCUCGAUCUGGGGGAGGGCAAAUCAACGGUGAUUCACUUCGACUAUGAAAAUGUUCAGAAACGUUGCUUUACUUGUCACCGUUUGAACCAUGAGAAAUCCAUCUGCCCUGUAUCGGUGAAAAAGAGACAAGAAGAAGCCAGAGUAAGAAGGAUGAAAAUUCAAGAAGAGUUAUCACUGAAGAAACCUUACUUUCAAGAACAGGACCCUCUCUUUGGUGUUCUGGCUGAAUCUCAGGUGGGGAUUAACCCGGCUACAGGGAGACCGCGAAUUGCGGAGGAGGUUUUACAAGAGAUGAGAAGGUAUCUCUGUGCUAACACAGGGGAAGAUCAAGCUAUCAAGAUUGACAAAGUCAUAAAAUCUGUGCAAGAAGCGGAAAAGGAUCCGGAAGUUCAGAGGACGUUUCUACGUCUAGAAGCUCCACCUGAAAUUACGAAGGAUCUUAAUAGAGGAAAGGGCUUGGUUUUUGACUAUGGGAAGCAGAUAGCAGAACAGGAGAAACAAUUAGUGGUGCACAAGACGGAAAAGCUGGUGGCGUCGGCGUUUCAAGCGUAUAAGGCACGAAGCUUGCCUUUUGAUGGGAGAAUGUGCAACUCUGAGGGUAGUGUUAACAGCAAAUGCGCUACUCUUUCUGAUUUACCUACGGUUUUUAAGUCAGGGGCUUGGGAACCUGCAUCAUCCGGGAUGAUCAGAAAGAGUAAUAACCCGAGGAGGAGACCCUCCAAGGCUGUGAGAAAGCAAAGAAAAGAUGAAGGGGCAAAAGAAGAGUUCCGUGAGAUGAUUGAGCACAGAGAAGGGAAACAAGUCUCAGGGUCUAAGAAGAGGAAGUAUGAAGAGAAAGGGGAAGAAGGAAGAUCAACACCUAAGGCGUGCUGCCUUAAGGCGAUCCCACAUGAGGGAUUGCCCAAUGUCCAAUGA
Molecule: messenger RNA, 1464 nt
Organism: Brassica rapa (field mustard)
Lineage: Eukaryota; Viridiplantae; Streptophyta; Magnoliopsida; Brassicales; Brassicaceae
Source: RefSeq, a predicted model, not a curated record